AUGCCGAGCGGGCAGAGCCCGAGCCCCGGGCAGAGUCAGCAGCGCCUCUGCCUGGCCUUCCUGCUCCUCCAACUCCUGGGCCAGGUAGCCUCGGCUCAGCAGUGUCCCUCACCGUGCCCGGCCCGGUGCCCCUCUGCGCCGCCGUCCUGCGCCCCCGGGGUGCCCGCGGUGCUGGACGGCUGCUCAUGCUGUCUGGUGUGCGCCCGCCAGCGCGGGGAGAGCUGCUCGGAGCUGGAGCCCUGUGAGGAGAGCAGCGGCCUCUACUGCGACCGCAGCGCUGAUCCCCGCACCCAAACUGGCAUCUGCAUGGUGCUAGAAGGAGACAAUUGUGUGUUCGAUGGGGUCAUUUACCGCAGUGGGGAGACCUUCCAGCCCAGUUGCAAAUAUCAGUGCACCUGCAGAGACGGGCAGAUCGGCUGUGUGCCUCGCUGCAACCACGACCUGCUGCUGCCCCGGCCUGACUGCCCAGCGCCAAGGAAAGUGGAGGUGCCCGGGGAAUGCUGCGAAAAGUGGAUCUGUGACCCGGAUGAGGAAGAGGGCUUGGGAGGCCUUGCCCUACCAGCCUACAGGCCAGAAGCCACCCUUGGAGUUGAAGUCUCUGACUCAAGUAUCAACUGCAUUGAACAGACCACAGAGUGGAGCGCUUGCUCCCGGAGCUGCGGCAUGGGCUUUUCCACUCGGGUCACCAACAGGAAUCGGCAAUGUGAAAUGGUGAAGGAGACCCAGCUCUGUAUGGUGCGGCCCUGCGAACAAGAGCCAGAGCCCCCCACGGAGAAGAAAGGGAAGAAGUGUCUCCGCACCAAGAAGUCGCUCAAAGCCGUCCACCUGCAGUUCAAGAACUGCACCAGCCUGCACACCUACAAGCCCAGGUUCUGCGGGGUCUGCAGCGAUGGCCGGUGCUGCACCCCCCACAACACCAAAACCAUCCAGGUGGAGUUCCGGUGCUCCCCAGGACAAAUCGUCAGGAAACCAGUGAUGGUCAUCGGGACCUGUGCCUGUCACACCAACUGUCCACAGAACAACGAAGCUUUCCUCCAGGAUCUAGAGCCCAACACCAGCAGAGGAGAGAUGUAA
Elephantulus edwardii (Cape elephant shrew) is the source of this 1074-nucleotide messenger RNA. RefSeq names its product nephroblastoma overexpressed (gene CCN3). Lineage: Eukaryota; Metazoa; Chordata; Mammalia; Macroscelidea; Macroscelididae. The record is from RefSeq and is a predicted model, not a curated record. Gene Ontology annotation, molecular function: heparin binding; integrin binding. The transcript is spliced from 5 exons. Bases 1 to 1074 code for a protein of 357 amino acids. Gene Ontology annotation, cellular component: extracellular matrix; extracellular region. Gene Ontology annotation, biological process: signal transduction; cell adhesion.